AGCUGAAACAACAUACAGUACUUCUAUGCAACAACAUGUACAACAAAUAAAAUUAACAUGAUUAAUUUUAUAGAAAUUGAUAAAAUUAAUUUUAUGUAGAGAUUUUGAAAGUCAUUUAUAAAUAUCUUUCAUGCCGUACUGGGGCCCACCAAUUCGUGUCCCGGAGUUGCCCACAGUCACACACUUUACGUUCCACAUAAAAUGAUUUUGUGUUGAAGAUGUUGCUGCCGGGUAUGUGAACGCCUCAGUGGCCACGAUGCCGUGCCAACACGACGCUGCCGUCGCGGAAAGACCCUGUCUGUCGUCGCGGGUGUAGCGAUCACUGCACAAGCCAUAGAGGCUCGCUGUUCCAUGUCGGUCCAGCGGUUGUGGCCGUGGUUGACGGUGAUGGGUCUCGUCGUCUCCCGGCUGUGUCGGGCCCAGAUGACCGAUUACCCGGGGCCCUACCCGACCGUCAAGGGAUCUACGAUUACGAAGCCGUCGGGAGUUUGGGGCUGGUACGCAGGAUUACACGAUCCGUCCGUAAAAGGCGUACCGUGCUACCGGUGCAACACGACCGAUGGUAUACACAGAUCACCGGAGAUGUCGGACAACUGCCGGAAAACCCAGACCGGCAACGACGGCACACAGCCGCCGAAUAUCUGCUUCGUGGAUCAGGUCUGCAGUCUGACGUUCGGGUAUUUCAGUUUCGAUGCGGUGCCGGGUCAUCCGGGCUUCUGGCGUUCGUGCCUGCACGGAUCCUACUGCCGGCAGGCCGUGGCCAAUCAUCCCUUUACGGCCACGGAGCCGCUGAUUUGUACGGUGGGGGUGACGGACUCCAAGACCGGAGCGAUCCGGACGCAUACAUGCUUCUGCCAGGGCAAGAACUGCAACUGGUACCCGGAGGAAUCCGUCUGGAUCGCCGUCAAUAAUAGCAAAGUGGACAAAUCUAAGCGCAAGCCCAUACCCAAUAUCGACGGAAGCCUACCCAGUCCCAACGCGGUUAUCGCGACCACCAGCGGGGGACCGUGUGAUCUGACGGCGGCGUCGGGAGCGGGCGACGCGUCCGGUGGCGGGAGUGGCGCAGCGGGGGGCGACGACAGCGGUGGCGAUGGAACCGGGGGAAGUGACGGGCUGAAGGGUGGCGAUGGUAAGGGAGGUGUCGGUACGCUGACCGGAUCCAACGGGACGUCGGGCAAUGGAACGGAUGCGGAUGCGGCAGCGCAAGGUGGGGGAAUAUCCGUGGGUCUGAUUGCCGGGAUUAUUGGCGGCGUGCCGUGGCUUUGAUCGGUGGCGGCGGAUACUGGUGGUAUCAGUCGCGGAAUGCCAAGAAAAAGAAGAAACCGGAAGAUGAAGAGGGGGAAGAAAGCGAGGAACUGUAGGUUGCAUCAAGGAAAACGACUCGUCAAUAUCCUUGUGGAGCAAAUGCCGGCGCUGGCCGAAUUAGCAGCACUUCGUUCGUUAUCUCAUCCUUUUUAAGCGGUAUCCUUACACAGGGAACGCUGUGCUUUAGAUAACUGGAUUACCGGGGAAUUCCGCGGAAAUUUUACUUGUGUCGUUAAUGUUUACCAUGGUGAGCAGGUUAUUGGUCAUUAGUCUUGUACGACUGUCUGUAGUUACGGUAGCAAAACCAUUGUGUUAAUCUGUAACUACGAGCUGUACAAGGCACCCUUUAGUGAGAAAACGCAUGUUACGAAACGUCAACUGUAAGGAAAUACAGCAGUUUUAGCUGACGCGCUGGAGAAAAGGAAGCUAUUUAAAUAUCGAAAAUAUAUAUUUCGAACUAGGGACUGCAGAAUAUCCAGCUCAAGGUGCUCAAAUAAUCUUGAUUUCGCUGAAUUAACAAUAAACUGAGC
Messenger RNA from Paramacrobiotus metropolitanus, 1835 nucleotides. RefSeq lists its product as uncharacterized. The transcript is spliced from 8 exons. The record is from RefSeq and is a predicted model, not a curated record. The coding region runs from base 352 to 1266 and encodes 304 amino acids. NCBI's taxonomy places the organism in Eukaryota, Metazoa, Tardigrada, Eutardigrada, Parachela, Macrobiotidae.